Pecten maximus is the source of this 4255-nucleotide messenger RNA. RefSeq names its product allatostatin-A receptor-like. Gene Ontology annotation, molecular function: neuropeptide Y receptor activity; peptide binding. Gene Ontology annotation, biological process: G protein-coupled receptor signaling pathway. Bases 511 to 1881 code for a protein of 456 amino acids. The record is from RefSeq and is a predicted model, not a curated record. Gene Ontology annotation, cellular component: membrane. Lineage: Eukaryota; Metazoa; Mollusca; Bivalvia; Pectinida; Pectinidae. The transcript is spliced from 7 exons.
AGAAUCAAAUGUCCAGUAAAGGAUGAAUUAGUACCUAGCAACAACGUUGGUAAACAGAGAGAGAGUACCUAUUGGACAACUUGGCGGAGAGCUCUCAGCGACAUUCGAUUGGAGAAUUGGUGUGUUGUAAAUGGACUGUUUGCUGAUUCCCUGUAUUUGAGAGAGCUGUGUGUGAUACGGCGGCCGGAUAUCUAUAACGUCUCUAUCCCAGCAGACUGUUCCCCGUAAUUAGUACACAGGUACAGUUAGAUGAUCGUGUUUUGGAAAAUGUAAACGUUUCCCUGCAGCCAUCUAUUUUUCGGAGACUUCUACUGACUAAAGUGUGAUAACGAAAGGAACAGCAAUGCCGGAGAUAAGGAAUAUACUGUACAUUGAUCUUGAAGCUGUGACGACACAGGGUAUAAAUGAAGGUGCCAGUACUCCAACCAGCACUGUCACGAAAACUUGCAGUUGGGCACAUCCGUGAUUUCUUCUCUGAGCAUAGUCUUGGCGUACAUAUUCAAAAUAGCGAUGAAUUCAAGCACUCCAAGUGUGACUUCCGGUGUGGUCGUCCAAACGGACGUGAACACAGUGGCGUCCUCCUCGUAUUACGGAGACGAUUACUUCGGAAACUAUACGUAUGAAUAUGAUUACAAUGAAGCCCUGAACCAUCUCCCCCUCAAUGAGUUCAUACCAACGGUUGUGUUUUAUUCGUUCGUCGGACUCGUUGGUCUCGUCGGAAAUGUCCUGGUCAUUGUGGCUAUCGCUUUAUUCCCACGUAUGCGCAGUAUCACCAAUGUUUUCUUAGUAAAUCUGGCAUCCGCCGACCUCAUCUUCGUUCUCAUCUGUGUUCCGGUCAAGGGUGUGACGUUUUUCUCGUACAGUUGGCGUCUUGGUGCGUUUCUGUGUAAAGCAUACGUUUAUGUCCAAAACGUGUCCGUGAUAUGUUCUGUGAUGACUCUCACAGUCAUGAGCGUGGAACGGUUUAUGGCGAUACUAUUUCCGCUGAGAGCACGAUACCUGUGUACUAUGCGCCAUGCCCGGAUUGUCAUCCUCUGUAUCUGGUUCCAGGCCCUCGUCAUGGCUAUCCCAGUCUUGUUUGGACAGAAACAUAUUAUGGUAGGUUCGACUCGGAAAGCCUAUUGGUGCCGAAUAGAUUUUGUAGAACCAGAACACCACCAAACCUAUGAACUCUACAUGCUCGUCAUCAUCUUCGUCAUCCCAGUCGGUGUGAUGGCUUUCACAUACACUUGGAUAUGUGUGGAGAUCUGGUACGUCGUGUCCAAGAGGGCGGUCAUGCGCUCAGGCAGUGAAUGUCAAUAUAAAGAAGCCCGGUCUUCUACGUCUCCGUCAUAUACGAUGACGUCACAAAGAUCCUCGUCUAAUGUAUAUCCAGCAUACGGGGACUCGACACGAGGAACAUCCGGGGACUCGACGAGACGUAUGCCAGUCAAAAGUACAGACGACACGCGCACACGUAAACAGGUUAUCAUCAUGCUGAUCGUCGUAGUACUGCUAUUCGCGGUGUGCUGGGGUCCAAUCCUCAUCAACAAUGUUCUCGUGUCCUUCAAGGUACUGGACGGUUUCCACAUAUACUACUUGAAGCCGAUGCGCCUAGCUUUCCACCUCAUGUCAUAUGCAAACAGUUGUGUGAACCCUAUUGUGUACGGUUUCAUGUCACGGAACUUCAGGGAAAGUUUCAAAAAAGCGUUAUCGACUUGUUGCAAAGGAAAACGGAAGUCUCGUUUAGCGAUACUCGAUACCACGAGAACUUCCAUUUUGAAAUCGAGCAACGGAAGUGACGAAAAAGACAAUGGCUACACCACUACAGAGACAGCUUUUCGUUCACCAUCUAAAGGUUCUAUAACAAUAGAAAACAAGCAAAUGGAUAGACUGGGAUGAUUGUCUGAUGAAACAUGCUGGUAGUGGAAACAUCGACGAUACUUGGGGUUGUUCUACAAUUACAAGUUAACUACAAUGUAACUACAUGUAUGUAGGUCAAUAUGUAAAUAACAAUUCGGAAGAUUUCAACUAUUGUACAACGUGGUCAGAUAGAUAUUGUUGAGAGACUUAUAUUACAAAGUUGUGUUAAGAAAAUAAUGAUCAGUAUGUAGUGCAUGCGUAUUGUGUAACAUUGAUGAGACUAUCAGGAAUUCAGGGUAUUGUUUCCGUUUAGAAGUGAAUUAUGUGAAUGUAUUAUGUUUUUUUUUAUUAGCUGAAUUCACAAUAAAAAUGUCCAUUACUUUGUUGCCAUUAAAUCACCAAUGUCAAUAAUUUACUUUUGGGAAUAACCUGUGACCGAAUUAUACGACGGUUAAAAACGAGGAAAACGACUUUGAUGUAGUUAGAGGUCAUUUGCUACCUGGUUUGUCAGCAUUUAUGAAAAGUAUUGUCUAUUAAUUCCCUGUGACAAGCAUGGACGAGAAAAGAAAAAUAAUGUUACGGCUUCCGAGUAAGAACAAAUUAGCGAGUUCACAUCACAUCCUAUUAUUUCACCAUAGUAAUGUAUUUGGAUGAUUCUGAUUCGUCAUGAACACCUUUGAUAUUAUAAUGCUUGUCCAUUUUUUUUCUUUGUUUGUUUUUUGUCUUUUGUUGGUUUUUUUCUGGCUUUUUUCACUAAUGUUAGCCUUAUUUAAUCAAGUGGUCAUUGCAGAAGAGAUAAUACUGCCUUUUAGAUUGGCUAAUAUGAAAUCAAAGAGCAAGUGAUGUAUGGAAUUGGAAUACAUUUUUUUCUUCUAGUUAUUGAAAAAUAUUGAUGAUACGUAUGGUCUUUAAUUUGGUAUCUCGUAAUAGUAAAAGUUGUUUAAACUGUUGUUCACUAGAAAGGAAUAUUGAAUACAGCUGCAAUAGUGUAUGCAAAACAUAUCCAAUCUGUUGUUUAUGGAUUAAACAAGACUCUCUCUGUUGUUUAUGGAUUAAACAAGACCCUCUCUGUUGUUUAUGGAUUAAACAAGACCCUCUUUGUUGUUUAUGGAUUAAACGGGAACCAACUUGUUGUUUAUGGAUUUAAUAUAACCCAAUCUGUUGUUUAUGGAUUAAACAAGACCCUCUCUGUUGUUUAUGGAUCAAACAUGAACCAAUCUGUUGUUUAUGGAUUAAACGGGAACCAAUCUGUUGUUAAUUGAUUAAACAAGACCCUCUCUGUUGUUUAUGGAUUAAACAUGAACCAAUCUGUUGUUAUGGAUUAAACGGGAACCAAUCUGUUGUUAAUUGAUUAAACAAUACCCUCUCUGUUGUUUAUGGAUUAAACGGGAACCAAUUUGUUGUUUAUGGAUUUAAUAUAACCCAUUCUGUUGUUUAUGGAUUAAAUAGGACCUAAUAUUUUGUUUAUUGAUUAGACAGUACCAAAUCUGUUGUUUAUUGAUUAAAUAGGAAAACAAAUAUGUUGUUUAUGGAUAAAAAUACCACUUUAAGUCUUAGCAAAAUAGCAAAUCUGGUCUAUCUUUGGUUUUGUACAGGAAUAUAAUAAAGGUAAGACAUAGUCUACUUUAAUACAAACAAAUUACUUCAAAUGAAUGGUUAUGUUUUUUUCUGUUUUUUUUUUUAAAUGUUAAACCAUGAAGCAAACGAUAAAAUGUUUUUAAGGCAUGGCAGUAUAUCACCGUGAAGUUCUGUGUCACUAUUCAGUAGACACGGAAGGUAUAAAGAGACCCUGUUCUAUCUGUAGGACGAACUAUAAAUUGGUUCCUUUUAUUACAUAGGAUGAAAUAUGAUUAAAUGUUUAUAGUCCUAUAUCAUAUCUGUAUGGAAUUAAAGAAAAAAGAUUAUGAAGAAACUUUUGACGUGACUACAAAAAUUGUGUACACUAUAAGGAGUAGGAAACCGACUCUAGUCAUCGGAACAAUUGACAGAGCACUGUUGUAGAUGUUCUGUAGUGUUCUUGGGAAUAACUUAUCAUAGUCACCGGAACAAUUGACAGAGCACUGUUGUAGAUGUUCUGUAGUGCUCUUGAGGAUAACUGAUCUUAAUCACCGGCGUCUUAAGUAGCGUCCUUGUUGUCACACUUACGUAGGUUGAAUUUCAUCAAGGUCAUGGUAAUGCAACGUGGUUUUUCGGUGACACUGUCUUGACAUAAAUAGACACAGGAUUGUUUUACUGGAUAGCUCUACACUAUAGCGGGGACGGCUGGUCAGGGAUUCCUGUGUGAUUACUAUGACCGAUAGAUGCUUGGUAAAUGCCAAGAUUCUGUGAUACAUUUUGUCUAAUGUAAAUGUUCACAUGCGACGACCAAUUGUCUCGAAACUUCAAAAGGAAAUAAAGUAAUGUGAUUUGAUUA